CAUUGAGUACAGAAGACAAAUUGGAGUACAAAUUCUACCCAAUUUCUUCCCAGCAAUUGCAAUUUCGCAUAAAAGCGCCUAACGAUGCCCACGUCGCUUUGACGGCUGGACCUUUUGAAGGAGAACCUAUGUUUGAGAUUUUCAUCGGAGGCUGGAGCAACAGCAAGUCAGUUAUAAGGAAAAACCGCUCUAAGCCCGAUGUUACUGAGGCUGAAACUCCUGCAAUUUUGGACGCUAAUGAAUUCCGUGGAUUUUGGAUCAGAUGGAACGACGGAGCCCUGAGUGUUGGAAAGGAAGGUGAACAUUCCGCUUUCAUGACCUGUAACGAUCCCGAGAUCGCUAUGAUUAAUCACUUUGGUGUUUGCACCGGAUGGGGAGCCAGUGGCGAAUGGUUAAUUGAAGGUCAGUUAAUUAAUUUAAUUAGACCGGUAAAAAAUACAAAAAUUAUGAAAAUUAAAUUAGCCGACAUUUGA
This is a messenger RNA of Cotesia congregata, 473 nucleotides long. The record is from the annotation of a GenBank genome assembly. Lineage: Eukaryota; Metazoa; Arthropoda; Insecta; Hymenoptera; Braconidae.